UACCGCAACGCCCCAUUCGCUGUGUUUACUGUACACACGACCAGCUGUCCCCAACUACACCCGCUAUACAUUUGGAUCCCUCAUAGACGUAGGUUCUAGUACUUUGCGACGGUCCCUGUUAUGAACGGCUGAACUUGCCGUCGCGAAUGUGGCUCAUCACGUGGCUAAAUGCAAUAAUCACGUGACAAUUAUUACGCGUUGGCACGUGAUUUUCGUGUCCGGCGUUUUUCCUGCGGGUGGGCAUAGAGAAGGUAUUUGCGACUCGCAAGGACUGCACGCGUUUUAUUCGCCCUUCUCAACUCCUCAAGAAACUGCGCCGACGAUGUCGAAUCCUUCCCUCGAGCCGGAAAUACUCAUUUCUCGCCUAUCCCAUCGUCCCCGCCACCUCCUCAGAGCCAUGAUCACGAUCACCAGCCCGCCACAAUCUCCAGAUUCAACGCUGGCUGACCGUGUCUGGACCAAUCGUGUCUCGUCACUUACCAGCCUCGAUCGUCUUCCGCCGGAAAUCAUGUCAACUCUCCUUGAUAUGCUCGAUAUUCAGUCGAUUUCACGUUUCGCAAGGGUUUCUUUCCGAGGCGACACGUUCGUUCAAUCGCAUCGUGCAUAUCGAGACCUGGUUGCGUUUGCUCCACAGGUGCUUUUGGCGUUGGGCAGGGUAGGCCUGAUCGAUCUUCAUUCCGUCGCUGAACUCCACACCGCUUUGCGAACGGAACGGUGCGCAACUUGCAUCGAAUACGGCGCGUUUCUAUUCCUUCCGACCUGCGAGAGAUGCUGCUGGGAAUGCCUCCGUUACAAUCCGUCAUUACGGAUGCUUUUACCUAAGGAAGCAAAGAGAUAUUUUGGUCUCUCGGAGCGGCAUCUUCAAAGGCUACGUACCUUUUACGUUAUCCCUGGCAAAUAUGGCAUAUCCGCCAACCCUGCACCGGAACACUGCAGGCUUGUUAGCGUAAAGGCAGCGAGAGCUCUUGGACUUGUGGUACAAGGAUCCGCGGAAAAACUAGCACACGCUAUGGCGAGGAGAUGCAAGUCCACAAGACUCCUUGUCAAGGGUCGGUACCUCCAGGGCGAGCCAGCGGUAUCCCAAGGUCAGGACUUGCUGCUACUGCCAAGCCAGGGCAAUAUUCCGACUGAUAACUUCUUUGGCGUGGCUUCCAUUCUGUUCUCUUCACUCUCAAAGUCAGGCAGGGUCGAGGACGGUCUGUGGUGCCGAGGCUGCGAAGUUACCCUCCGCCAAUACGACUCUCUGCGCUUACCUCGGGAUGUGCUUGCGACUGUGGUGCCUCCGAACUGUGAGCCACAGCGGGUACUGCUCGGCUUGGAAAGGCGGGCCUGGUCGAAAGAGUCAUUCUUAGAUCACAUCAAGCACUGCUACGGCGCACGGCAAUUGGUUCCUGAAUUGGCGACAGGAAAUGAUUGAAACUGGACAGUUUCAGUACGAAAAGCUAACUUAGACAGCAGCUCUAGGGACGAUGGCGAAACUCAACAUGAAACACUGACUGCAUUCCGGCCAAUAAUUAACUCCA
Molecule: messenger RNA, 1523 nt
Organism: Emericellopsis atlantica
Lineage: Eukaryota; Fungi; Ascomycota; Sordariomycetes; Hypocreales; Bionectriaceae
Product: F-box domain-containing protein
Exons: 1
Coding region: 323-1417 (364 amino acids)
Molecular function (GO): protein binding
Source: RefSeq, a predicted model, not a curated record